Beta vulgaris subsp. vulgaris (sugar beet) is the source of this 7610-nucleotide messenger RNA. RefSeq names its product BTB/POZ domain-containing protein At1g03010. The record is from RefSeq and is a predicted model, not a curated record. The coding region runs from base 5315 to 7189 and encodes 624 amino acids. NCBI's taxonomy places the organism in Eukaryota, Viridiplantae, Streptophyta, Magnoliopsida, Caryophyllales, Amaranthaceae. The transcript is spliced from 4 exons. Gene Ontology annotation, molecular function: protein binding.
UUUAUGAUGCCCAGGAGUCAGGACUCAGGAAUGGUUGCUGGAACAUGGAGAUUGGAGUAUCUCCGUUUCCAAAUUAAAACCUUUUAUGCAUGUUUUCAGAACCCUCGUUUCCGUUCAAGGCCAUCUUAAAAAUUUGAAAAACCUGUCCAAAGAAACCUAAAAGUUGAAUUUUGCGGAAAAAAACAACUUCUUAAGCCAUUUUUGAAAAAAAAAAAACACAAACUUAAUUUUGUUUGCAAGAUGGAAUUCAUUCCCAUUUUCCGUCUGUAUUUUGAGAUGUAUAGUGGUGGUCAUUCUAUCUUUUUUUUUUUACCCCUUAUUUCCAUUAACUGCAACACAACUCCUAUGCAACUUAAAAGUCACAUCGAACAAUAGAAAUAGAUUUCAUCUUGAAAAAAUAAAGUUUGUUUGUUUUUGCAAAAAAUGCUUUAAACUGUUUUUUCCGCAAAAUUGAACUUUUAAAAGGUUUUUUUUGCAAAUUUUCCUAAAAAGUUUGAGGCCCUUGUGCUAAUUAUAAAUUUGGGUCCUAAAUAUAGAAGUAUUAUGCAUAGAUUGAAAAAUUAUAAAUAAUGUAUUCUGUAUAUUAUAUUAUUGUUAAAUUACUUUUGAAAGAAUAAAGCUUGAGUUCGAACAAUAUGAAAAAAAAAAAAAUUAAUAAGUCUUUUAGACCCUCUAAACAGCGGGGCCGUUCUGUUGAUGCAAUUGCACGCGCAACUAGACAAUCCUUUUUCUGCUCUACGUAGGUGUUAUUGGCACUCUAUUAUUGUACGACGGUUGCAAAUCCUUAAGUUGUUUUGUUGUGAGAACUCCUUCAUUAGUAGAGUUCAAGACGUCAUAAGAGAAACUGUAAAAAAAAAAUCAAGAAGCUAGAGAGUCAGACCGUUCAAUGAUUUGGAUUCAGGUCAUUUUCUGGAACAAUUAACGGUGUUGCUAGCUGUGUGAAACUCAGGACACUGAAGAGCUGACUAUUUAGGUAUGGUAAAUAUGGGAAAAAAAGUCCUCGAAAGGUGACUUUUCUGUCACUAGAUUUUCCAUAAAUUAUGCCAAAUAAAGAUCAACGACAAAUCCAACCACAAACAAUAUGUCGCGGAGUCCUUUUCUCUUUUUUAUUGUUAUAGAAAAUAAUGAUUUUUUUUUGCCUUUACGAAAACAUUUCAGGCAAAUAGGAAACACUUUUUUAACAAACCACCAAUGGAAACAGAUAGUACCAGUUAAUGAUUUUCGUUAAGCUUGACCAUUCGAUUCUGCCAUUAAGUUACAAAUGGUAAUCAUGUGGCUUUUAUCAACUCCAAUUUGAAGCUCGAAUUGGAGGGAUUUGUCCAAUGAACCCAUAAACACACGGUAGAAAAUUCCCCAUAUUAGUGUUCUGAAUGGUGGAGAAAAGGUUGAAGAAGGUUAGAGGACAAUAAUUUGAAAGUCAAUGGUGGAACAAACAACUAAACUUAAUAGAACGGUCGUCUGGUAAUAUUUUGAAAUAAAUUUGUGGUAAAAAGUAGUUUUUUUAAUAAGAAAACAAAUUAAACUUAUAAAGAAAUCCCAACUUAUCCAGAGUAAGAAUCGAUUCGAAAACCUCCCGAAAUCAAAAAGAAAACUCUAAUCACUAGACUAUUCUUUACUCUUAAGUACCCUCUACAUAUAUGUGCUGCUUAAAAAAUGGUCCCGGCGGUGCACUACAAGUCUACAACCACUUUUACAGAUUUUUGUAACUCAAUAAUCAUUGCCCUUUUCUAUAAAUAUCUUGACCAUUUUAAGCACUUGCAACGGAUUACCAAGUCCGUUUACAUUUAAUACGAUGAUUGUUCGUUCUUUUAUAGUUUUAGAUCGUACAGAAUUGUAAAUGAAUUGAUGACCAAUAAUGCAAGUAUAAUUCCAUUUUGUGAUUAUCAAAUGUCCAGUGUAUUAAACAAGUUUCAAAACAAAGUUGGUGGGUUCCCAUCUAAUAAAUUUUUUUAUUCCUUCAAAGGUAAUUGAUCACUAAUCAGUGUCCAAAAAACCUAUAUAAAUAUAUUAAAAGGCGUGCGAAAACAAGAAAUUAUGUGUACAAUAAAAAAAUUAAGAAAUUGCAUAGUAUAAGGUUUGAUCCCAAGACCUCAAGUACAUAUACUAAAGUUUUAACCACUAGACUAAGUUGUAUUUAGUGUUAUUAUCAUAAAACAUUAUAUUAAUAAAUAAAAUUUUUUAUUACCCGAGGCAUAGCCCGAGACUAUAAAAAAUACUUUUGUUAAAUAGGGCGCAUCUAGAAUUUUGGUUUAGUGGUAGCACGGGUCGGUAAAGAAGAAUUUUGCUAGCUAGCUUGGUUGAGAUGAAAGGAAAAUUGAAUUAGAAUUAAUUCAAUUUUUAUUGGGGGUCCCUAUUUAAGAAAAAAAUUGAGAUAUUUUAUGUUCAUGAUUUUGAAAUACACAAAUGCAGAGAACACAAGAAUUUAUUUAAUAGAGAAGGUAUUGGGUCAGACGCGUCCGACCAUAAUAUUUGGUCGGGCGAUUUUCAGUUGGUUUCAUUUUUUUUUUUUCCGUUAGUUUCAAAUUUUUUUCAAUUGGUUUCAAUUUUUGUUCAGAAGACCAAAUGAAAGAAAAACAAUACAAGCUGAAAGAAUUUACACACCAACUAAAAGAACACAAAAGAUCAAAUGAAAGAAAAACAACACAAGCUGAAAGAAUUUAAACACCAACUGAAAGAACACAGAAGACCAAAUGAAAGAAAAACAACACAAACUGCAAGAAUUUACACACCAACUGAAAGAAUACAGAAGACCAAAUGAAAGAAAAACAACACAAACUGAAAGAAUUUAAAUACCAACUGAAAAAACAUAAAAGACCAAAUGAAAGAAAAAUCAUAUCACAAGAAGGAAAACAUUAUCUUUUCAUUCUCUCUCUCCUCUUUCCAAAAAUUGCAAAAAAAAACAUUAUAACUUCUUAGAAGCGUUAGAACUACAUUUAAAGAAAAAAAACGAUCAACACAAAUUUUUUUUUUUUAAAAAAAGAUCAACUAAACUAUCAAGCAAGAGAUUAAUGGCCAAAAAAUUUCGAAAUACCUGGAAUCAUCUUCUCUUCCCCUCUUAACUACCAUGGUCGAGUUGAUCAAAUGCAAAAGUAGAAAUCAAACGUAAAACUUUGAGGUUAGAGAAUUUCGGAGUAGAAAAUAUAAGAAAGAUUUUGAAAUUUAGGAAUGGAGUUUGAAAUUUAGCAAUGGAGUGAAAAACUGCUAAAUUAGAGGUAACCGUUGAAUAAACUGGGAGAAGUGGAAAGCAAAAAAUAAAAAAAUAAAAAAAAAAAAAACACACGCGUGCGAAAUAUGAAUUGGGCUCGGCCAGUCUAAUAGUAUUAUUGGGUCAGACGGUCCGAUCCAAUAGUUUCACUAUUUAAUAAUUCAACUAACAUUUUCUAAAUCGCAUUGUAAUUUGAUAUCAUAUUACUAUAAACCGACAUCAAAGCACAUAUCACACAUCCACGACAUCAUAAUUUAAUUAUUAUAUUAUUCUAGCAUUCACAUAUGUUAAUUCAUAGUUGAAAAUUCACAAUGCACCAUUCAAAUGCCACAAAUUUGUAAUUCCACAAUUGAUAAAUCAGAAAUCACAAGUUCAUUCUAUAAAUCAACAACUAGCCAAUAUAAGAUGAGAAAAGAAGUAAGAACAUCUAAGAAAGAAAGAAAAUUCAAGCAAUUUACUAAAAAUUCUCAUCACUAAAAAUUUGCUAACAAUUUAUUCGCUAAAAAUUCAUUUCCAGAAUUACAAUAAAAUAACAAUAUUCUAAUAAUUCAUUCACUAACAAAUGAAAUUGACGCAUCUAAAUAUCCAAUUUCCGAUUAAACCAUCAAAGAAAAAGAAAAAGAAAAAUAAAAGAUUAAGAGAUCAAGAUCCAUACACAGACGACGACGGAGGAACUCUAUCUCCAAGCGGCGGGAAGAGAAUAAGAGAUAGAGAUAAGAGACUCGAAGAAAAAUAAGGACCCGACUCAGCAUCAACGAUGAGCAAAAGUAGGAAGAAGAACACCGAGAGAGAGUAAAGGAAAAGUGGACGAGGGUUGCAGAAGCCGGAAUGCCGGAAGAGACGAAGAGUAGAAGAAACAAGAUUUAGGUUGAGAUUUUGUUUUUUGGAAACUUUUUUAAAAAAAUAACAACUGCCAUUGUUGUUAAGGCCUAAGAGUUAAGAGUACAGUGUGAUCGGUUCUAUACUCUGUAGUUUGCUAUUGGAUAGAGGGGUCAUAGCAAGGAUUGUGCAAAAUUAAAUAUAAUACCAUGACUUUAUCAGUAUUACCAUGAAAGCUUUGCUAAUAAGUCAUUGGUGCAUUAACGAGAACCUUAUUAUGGGUCGGUUCUCUUUCAUCUUAAAAAAAGAUAAAUUUAGAAGGUGUUUAUGUCCACUUAGGUGUAAUAAGUUUCAUUUACAUUGGUUCACGUGAAGAUAGGGCUUCCUUUCAUUUUAUUAGUGCUUAUCGGUUCCCUCAUUCAUGCAUUUUUACUGAUCCAUUUAUGCAUUCUUGGUAGCCGGCGUCACACCAUGGCCUAAAAGUGUGGGCCCGUUAUAAAUUAGAGUUUCGUUAAACAAAGACUUAGGCCCCAUUCUUUUGAACGAUCUGAAACUGAGUUGAAUUGAAUUGAAAUGCUAAUGAUAAUAAUAAUAAUAUUAUUAAUUAUUAUUACUAACAAUGAUGAUAAUAAUAAGAAAGAAAAAAAAAUACGAAAUUAAUUGUAAUAGUAAUAAUAAAACAAAAAUAAUAAUUAAAAUAUUGAGCUGAAUUGAACUAAACUAAAUUAAAUUUAAUGAGCUAAGGUGAACAUAAUGGAAAAUAAAUCUAAAAAGAGAAAAGGGCUUAGUUGUUCAUUAUUGUUUAUUGUAGUUAGAUAAACCCUUACACUCUUGCUGAAAAUGACUGAAUCACGAGCCUGGUCCUGAUCUGUCUAUCCACCAACCUGCAUCAAAAUUUCAUUUUUAGAUGAUUGAUGAACUAUAGUUUUGUCCACAUAGAUGAUUGAUCAUUCUUUGAGGAGGAAUUAACAUAUUGUACGGCAAAAAUAAAAAGCAUUUCGAUUGAUAAUUUUGUCAUCUUAUAGCUUUACAUUGACUACUAACCAAAUCUGGUACAUUUCAAGAAUCAACUUCAACCUCAUGUUUCAACACUUAUGUUUCAGAAAGACCCCACGAAAAUUUCUCUACCAAAAACAAAAUUAUUUUUUCAUGUGGACCGACCAGCUUAUGUCAAAGUCAUAUGACAAUAAAUGAAUGGGCUACUUUGAAUUCUAUUAGAUGCCAACUUUAUAAUGAAAAACAUUGUUCUAGUUAUUGAGCUGAAUAAUUCAGAAUGAAUUAUAUGGUCUAAUGUGUGCUGUCACAGGAAAAGAAAAGAGUAAGAGAAAGCAUAGCAAAAGCAUGUAUAGGCCAAUAUCUGAUGUUACUAGUGAUCUCACCAUUGAAAUGGGCGGGUCCAGCUUCGCACUUCACAAAUUUCCUCUUGUUUCUCGCAGUGGAAGAAUCCGGAAACUCUUAUUGGAGGCUAAAGAUUCAAAAUCAUCGAGGAUUAGUCUUCCUACAGUGCCUGGUGGAUCAGAGGCAUUUGAGCUUGCUGCCAAGUUCUGUUAUGGAAUCAAUGUCGAGAUCACUCUUUCAAAUGUAGCUAUGCUGCGGUGUGCAGCACAUUUCCUCGAAAUGACCGAUGAUUAUGCAGAAAAGAGCUUGGAAACACGAACUGAGGUAUAUCUAAAAGACACGGUCCUCACUAAUAUAUCAAAUUCUAUAUUGGUUCUACACAGAUGCGAGACACUGUUGCCUAUAGCAGAGGACAUUAAUCUUGUUGACAGGAUAGUUACAGCAAUUGCUAACAAUGCUAGCAAGGAACAACUUUGUUCGGGAUUAUUGAAACUCGAGCAUAAUUUUGUUACCAAAGGGUUAUCAAAUUUGGAGCCAGAAACACCGGCAAAUUGGUGGGGGAAAUCACUGACGGUCUUAAAUCUUGAUUAUUUUAAAAGGGUUUUAUCAGCAGUGAAAUUGAAGGGUCUUAAACAAGAUAUUAUCAGCAAGAUUUUGAUAAACUAUGCUCAAACAUCACUUCAAGGUGUAGUUGUAAGAGACCUACAACUUCAAAAGGGAAAUUACAUAGAUUUAGAACUUCAGAAGAAACAAAGAACACUUGUUGAAGCAAUGGUAAGCUUGUUACCAACACAAUCCAGGAAAAGCACUGUUCCUAUGGCAUUCCUUUCGAGCUUAUUGAAGAGUGCGAUUGCACAGUUAGCAUCUACAUCAUGUAGGACGGAUUUAGAGAGAAGGAUUGGCUUGCAAUUAGACCAAGCAAUCUUGGAAGAUAUACUUAUUCCUUCUAGUUCCCAUGGGAACAAUCAUAGUCCCAUGUAUGAUAUUGAUUCAGUGUUGAGGAUUUUCUCUACCUUUCUGAACUUGGAUGAGGAUGACGAUGAUGACGAUGAUACUCUUUUGAGGGAUCAGAGUGAGAUGAUGUAUAGUUUUGAUAGCCCUGGAUCUCCUAAGCAAAGCUCAAUUAUAAAGGUUUCCAAGUUGUUAGACAACUUUCUUGCAGAAGUUGCGUUGGAUUCAAACCUGACACCAUCCAAAUUCAUAGCUCUUGCGGAAUUGCUGCCGGAUCAUGCUCGCGUUGUUACUGAUGGCCUCUAUAGAGCAGCUGAUAUCUUCCUUAAGGUUCAUCCAAAUAUCAAGGACUCAGAAAGAUACCGACUAUGCAAAACAAUCGAUUGUCAAAAACUCUCCCAAGAAGCAUGCAGUCAUGCAGCUCAGAAUGAACGACUGCCAGUACAAAUGGCAGUUCAAGUACUCUACUUCGAACAAAUCAGGCUUAGAAAUGCUAUGAAUGGAGGCCACAACCAGCUAUUCUUUGGAUCAGUCAAUGGACAUCAUUUCCCACAAAGAUCAAGCAGUGGAGCAGGAAGUGGAGCCAUAUCUCCUAGGGACAAUUACGCCUCUGUUCGAAGAGAGAAUCGCGAGCUUAAGUUGGAAGUCGCAAGGAUGCGAAUGAGGUUAACUGACUUAGAAAAAGAUCAUGUUUCUAUGAAACAAGAACUGGUAAGAACACAUCCUGCAAAUAAGUUGUUCAAGUCAUUUACCAAGAAACUUAGUAAGCUUAAUGCCCUUUUUCGGCUUAACAGUACUGGUAAGCCAUUAGGGUCUAAGGCUAACUCGGAAUCGCGAUUCUUCUUCCAGAGGCGAAGGCGCCAUUCUGUUGGAUGAAUUUCUUAUUCUUAUAAUGUCUAUACAUACAAAUGUAAGUGUAUAGCUAUGUAGCACGGAAGUUCAUCCAUUUCCGAACUUCACUAGCUAAAAGAUGGCUCAGGUUUCGUAAACGUGUCUUUAUACCGGGGCUUCAUAGGUGUAUAGUGUACUUAAUUAGUGUUAAUUGUUGUCUAAAUAGUGUAGAUAGGUUUUUUGUGAUAUUAAUUUGUUGAUUUUUUCCCAAAUGUUGGGUGGUUCUGUGUGCCUUGAGUUAAGCCUUGUGGCUUCUUCUUUUUUUGUGUUACUCCUAUAUCAUAGAUGUGUAAAAUUUUCUUUCAACAAAGUGUCAUCAGAGGAAAAAUAAUAUAAGAAGUACAAUCUUUGUAAUCUGAAGAUCAUGAAAAUGUAAACGUUGGAGGUUGAUUUUGGACAGUGUUCA